Messenger RNA from Drosophila rhopaloa, 1228 nucleotides. RefSeq names its product venom protease. The record is from RefSeq and is a predicted model, not a curated record. The coding region runs from base 37 to 999 and encodes 320 amino acids. NCBI's taxonomy places the organism in Eukaryota, Metazoa, Arthropoda, Insecta, Diptera, Drosophilidae. Gene Ontology annotation, biological process: proteolysis. Gene Ontology annotation, molecular function: serine-type endopeptidase activity. The transcript is spliced from 3 exons.
UUUUAGUUUCUCACUGAUCGUAGAGGCAGUCACACGAUGAGGAGUGCGUACCCUGGUAUGCUUGCCGUGCUGGGAGCAGUCCUGGUGAUCCUAUCAGUCGAUGGGGUAACGGCUCAAGACCCGGAUAUAGUAAAAACCUGUACGGAUUAUAAGAAGAAGGUUUGGGAGGAGACAUCUGAGUUCAGCUUCCUGAUGGAGGGUGCUCCGAUUAUCUACAAGACCCUGGACAAAUGCAAGAGCUAUGCACCCCUUAUAAUCGGAGGAAGUCCUGCCUUGCCCAAGGAGUUUCCCCACGCUGCUCGCCUAGGAAAUCGAAACGAUGAUGAUGGCGAGCUGUCAUGGUUUUGUGGAGGAACACUUAUCAGCACACAUCAUGUGCUAACCGCAGCGCACUGUCAUUUCUCGCCCAUAGGUUCAGUGAAUAUCGUGCGGCUUGGGGAACUGGAGUUUGACACCAGCAGCGACGAUGCCGAACCUGAGGACUUUACGGUGAAGGACCACACUAUUCACCCCGACUUUCACUACCCGGUCCUUUACAACGACAUAUCCGUGGUGCGUUUGGAUAGAAAAGUGUCCUUCAACGAGUACAAGCAUCCUGCGUGCCUUCCCUUCGCCGACGGUGGAUCGGACUCCUCCUUUAUCGCCAUCGGCUGGGGUCAAUUGGAGAUCGUUCCUCGCACCGAGAACAAGAAGCUGCAGAAGGUGAAGCUCUUCAACUACCGCACUCGGUGCAGCACUACGACGGAAAGUAAUGAUGAGCUUCCCGAGGGCUAUAACCGGACCACACAACUUUGUGUCGGAUCUAGCCAGCACAAGGACACCUGCAACGGCGACUCCGGUGGACCGGUGCUGAUCUAUCAUCAUUCCUUCCCGUGCAUGUACCAUGUAAUGGGUAUCACAUCCGUUAGCACGUCCUGCGACACCCCAGACCUGCCUGGCUUGUACACAAGGGUGCACUUCUACCUGGACUGGAUUAAACAGGAGAUUUCCAAGAUUUAGUAAAUCUGAACUACAUAAGAAAAGUGGAAACUAAAUUCCAAAUCGAAACCAUAGUCAAUAUCGUAGGUAAAGUUUUUAAAGAAAUUUUUUAAAUUUGCUUUACUUAAAAAUGGACUUACAUAAUGCAAAAUAAAUAUUCUAUUCCUUUCAAGAUUGUAACUGAACCAGACUAAAUUUAAACGAAUUGAAUGUAAUAAAGAUGUAAGGAAGCUUACACCUGAUAUGAUAA